AUGGAUUCAUUGUCUUUUCGUUUACCUCUUUGUACUUUUUACACAAAGUUUCCUGUGGGUGACGUGAGCGGCUCCACCGUCCAGAGGCAGCGGAGGGAGCUGCAGCUGCUGAUGGCCGAGCUGAAGGACCGAGACCGAGAGCUGAACGUCAUGGCCGCCUCUCAUCACAAGCACCUUCACGCCUGGGAGCAAGACCGCCAGAAGGUGCUCGCCGUGGAGCAGAAGUGUGCACGGUUACAUGAUGAGCUGCAGAAGCGUAACGAGGUGAUCCGAGUCCUCACUAAACGAGCGUGUGUGGUGGAGACGAAGGAGAAGGAGGCUCAGGAGGAGCUCAGCGCAGCCAGACAGCAGCUCUGUGAGGUGGAGCAGAAACAUCAACACGUCAGCCAGAAAUGUCAAGACUAUGAGGACAAGAACCAGAGUCUGAACUCCACCGUCAUGUCUCUGUCCUCUCAAGUCGGCUCUCUGCAGGUCAGAGAGGAAGAGCUGAGCUCCAUGCUCAAACUCAAGGACAAAGACGUGAGCGAAGCCUCCGGUCACAUAUUGGACCUCACCGAGCGACUUCGACAGGCCGAGACGUCGCUAACGGAGAGUCGCUCCAGAGAAACCAAGCUGCAGAGAGACUCAGAGGAAAAUAAACGUCGUUACAGAGAAACGAAGCACGAGGUCACAAACAUGAAAGAGGAGCUUCAGCAGCAGGUGACACAGAGCAGCACUCAGAGAGAAGAAAUCAUCCGACUCAAACAGGAGCUGCAGCUGCUGCGUAGAGACAUCGUCCUGUCAGCAUUUGAUCUUUUUUUUUUCCUCUCACCAGGGGAGGGAGACAGCUGGAGAGACGAGCUGCUGGAGCUGGCUCACUCCAAACAGGAGCGCACCAUGUCCGAGCUCCGCUGCCUGAGACAGGUGUGUGAGAAUCAGAGGAACGACCUGCAGCUCCUGCAGUUGAAUCUGGAAAGUGCUCGAGAGACAUUGAGAGAGAAGAACAGUCAGGGUUUAAUCAGCAGCCAGGAUGAGUUGAGAUGCGUCUGUACGGAUAAUCGAUCGCCUUCAUCGAUCAGAGCGAAAAACUCUAACCCAGGACCAGCACAUGAUAGUUCUCCUCUACCAGCAGCUGCUCUGCAAAACGCCGUAAACCUGGACCUGGACCUGUCGGCACACCUGAAGGAAACGGAGGAUCGUCUGUCCAGCUGUUCUCUGCAGCAGCUGUUAGAGGAGUCCAGGCAGCUUUUCACCAGCUCCGAGCACAACGCUCCGAGACUCCACAGCUCCGUGUACAACUGUGGGACCAACGAUCACUUUGUUUGCUCCCAUCGAUGUCCGACUUCCCCCCAGCAGCACCAACAACACCAACACCUGAGCCCUCCGACACACAAGAGCGGUGAAACUCCUCCUAACCCCUGCCUGAGACGCAGCUCCAUCCUGCCGUGUGGUGACACUAUGUGCUAA
Scomber japonicus (chub mackerel) is the source of this 1446-nucleotide messenger RNA. It is a transcript of the gene ccdc62, whose product is annotated as coiled-coil domain containing 62. The record is from RefSeq and is a predicted model, not a curated record. The transcript is spliced from 10 exons. The coding region runs from base 1 to 1446 and encodes 481 amino acids. Lineage: Eukaryota; Metazoa; Chordata; Actinopteri; Scombriformes; Scombridae.